AUGACUGGGUUGAAGUGUUUUGGCGAAGAAAUUGUUGUUAAGUCUAAGAAAAACAGACUGUUGGAUACAUAUUUUGGGGGUUCCAACAAAAGUUUGAAAAAGGGUGAAUUCGUUGAAUGCUUCGAGGAUCAGAAUUGGGGCGUUGACGAUGAUGCAGACGGAGAUGCUGUAAAGAUUGCAUUACUGUAUUUUAUCCAUACAUACAUCUUAUCCGGUGAGAAAAACAAUGUCGUCAUUCCAAGGCUUCAUUUUGACUUGGUAGAGAGUGGGCGGUACCUAGACUAUACAUGGGGAAAGAAAGCGUUUGAUAAUUUGGUCAGAAGUCUUCACCAUAAGAUGGAUAAGACAAAACAGUAUUAUUGUCUUCGGGGUUUUCCGUUUGCUAUGCAAGCAUGGCUAUACGAGUGCUGCUCCAACAUUUACCCAAAUUUGGCAGACCGUCCUACUUAUAGGAAUAUCGUGCCGACCAUCAGGGAGAUUGAGGAACUUGGAUUGCGUCCAUAUCUCUCCGGUAAAUCUGCAUCGACAAUUCAACAACAGGUGGCGGAUGACUAUGAUGAUUUUAGUUCGACACCACCCCAUGUGUCUAUGGCCAAGAAGACUCAAAAUAAAGGUGUAUCACAAUCUCCCCCUCACAAGAAGCCUAGACAGAUGCCAAUGGUACCAUCGCCAGCGAAGAAGACCACAUCUCCAAUUACACGUUCUGGUAGUCAUCCGAGUGGUGGACGAUUGACCAGACGUCAUGGGUUGGCAUCAACUCAGCAUGCUUCAACAAUGGAAAAGGAACAAUCAGCACCAAUACCCAACCCGUCUGCUGUUCCUGUUAACGUCCCAUCCACCAGCAAAUCUGAUGAUAUCUCUGGUUUAAGGGAGGAACUCAAUGAGUUUAAGAAUAAAGGUGCUGACAGUGCGGCCCCGGUUCAGCCAGCCCACGACUACAUUCCACGGGAUCCCGGAGUACAAAUGCAAACCGACACGGGUCAUGCAGCAUCAACAGAGGGAGUUGGUAUGCAACAGUUUGAUGUGCCUGAUAUUGGAAUGGAUCACGACAACGGGAGUGGGGAAACAUUAAAGGCAUCUACUGAAGAACUUCAAGAAAGUGGUGAUAAUUCUAGAGAAAAAAAAAAAAGAAUCGACGGUAUGAUAAAUCAAAUACAUCUGAUUGUUUCAUAA
Lycium ferocissimum is the source of this 1173-nucleotide messenger RNA. RefSeq lists its product as uncharacterized. Lineage: Eukaryota; Viridiplantae; Streptophyta; Magnoliopsida; Solanales; Solanaceae. The coding region runs from base 1 to 1173 and encodes 390 amino acids. The transcript has 4 exons. The record is from RefSeq and is a predicted model, not a curated record.